This is a messenger RNA of Colossoma macropomum (tambaqui), 2387 nucleotides long. It is a transcript of the gene tdp1, whose product is annotated as tyrosyl-DNA phosphodiesterase 1. Bases 240 to 2105 code for a protein of 621 amino acids. The transcript has 16 exons. Lineage: Eukaryota; Metazoa; Chordata; Actinopteri; Characiformes; Serrasalmidae. The record is from RefSeq and is a predicted model, not a curated record. Gene Ontology annotation, biological process: single strand break repair; double-strand break repair. Gene Ontology annotation, molecular function: double-stranded DNA binding; 3'-tyrosyl-DNA phosphodiesterase activity; single-stranded DNA binding. Gene Ontology annotation, cellular component: nucleus.
CUCUGUCCGCUGCGUUGAUUCCCACCUAGCUAAACAGAAAACAACGUGCAGUGCGGAGUUCAAAACAUACAAGAAUGAGGCAAACGCUGUUUCAUCAGACAAGACCAGUCUAGAGUUAACUGUAGAUGGUGUAUUUGAUCACUGUGAAGCAAGUUCCACAAGUUUUUCAUUUGUAUUAGCUGGAAACAUCCUUUACCCUGCAAAAUCCCUCUCUCUCUCUUCCCGCCAGAUAGAACAGAAUGUCCCAGGAAAGUCAGCAUGGCAAGUGGACGCUGUCUGACAGUGAUGAUGAUAACGUAAUACCCCCAACACCUCCAAAGAAGCCAAACCUCAAGCCUGAUCCAGAGCACAGGGCCAAUGCAGUUAACACUGUACCAAAGCCAAAACCCAAAUCUGAGCCAUCUAUUAAGACUGAAGAAAUAUCUGCCCCUCCCAUGGGCUCCGAGGCCCGUCAAGCAGCGCACCUUAACCAGAGUAAUCCAGUGAAAUACGAAAACAGUUCUUCACCAGCUGUUAAACGGAAGAGAGAAACGGAUGAGGGAGGUUGGAACCUCUCGAGCAGUGAUGAUGAAGCUCCUUCAUCUGCCCCUAAAGUAAAACCCAGACAGUCGAGGUCAAGUCCUGCGAAGAAGAAGAUUGAGGACAAGCGGCCGCCGAGUCCACACGGUCCCGAUUAUUAUAAAGAGGAGCCGAGUGAUUUCUUUGAAGCUAACUUAUCUGCCAUGAGUGACACAUACCGCUUUUAUUUAAACAAAGUCACUGGCAUAGAAAAGAAGUACAACACUGGAGCUUUGCACAUCAAAGAAAUACUUUCCCCUAUGUUUGGCACUCUGAAGGAAUCCGUCCAGUUCAACUACUGCUUUGAUAUUCCAUGGAUGGUGAAACAGUAUCCUCCGGAAUUUAGAGACAAGCCCGUGACUAUUGUCCAUGGGGAGAAGCGAGAGUCGAAGGCUCGGUUAAUUCAACAGGCUCAACCUUAUAGCCACAUUCGCUUCUGUCAGGCCAAGCUGGAUAUCGCCUUUGGCACUCAUCAUACGAAAAUGAUGCUGUUGUGGUAUGAGGAGGGAUUCAGAGUCAUCAUUCUGACAUCAAACAUGAUCCAGGCUGACUGGUACCAGAAGACUCAAGGACUCUGGAUGAGUCCCCUGUACCCCAGAUUACCUGAGGGAAGCCCAGAGACUGCAGGAGAGUCUCGCACCUACUUCAAACGUGAUUUGCUGGAAUACCUGAGGGCAUAUCGAGCCCCUGAGCUGGCUGAGUGGAUUGAGCGCAUCAAAGAACACGACCUGUCAGAAACCAGGAUCUACCUUAUUGGUUCCACUCCAGGGAGGUUCCAGGGACCUGAUAUGGAGAAAUGGGGUCACUUAAAAUUGCGCAAGCUGCUGAGUGAACACACAUGCCCAGUACAGAAUGCAGAACAGUGGCCAGUGAUUGGUCAGUUCUCCAGUAUUGGCUCUAUGGGCCUUGAUAAGACCAAAUGGCUCGCAGCAGAGUUUCAGCGAACACUGACGACGCUGGGGAAGGCUAGCUCAUCAUCCAGUCCAGGCACGCCAGUGCUCCUGGUCUAUCCUUCGGUGGACAACGUUAGAACCAGCUUAGAAGGUUACCCAGCUGGAGGCUCCUUACCCUACAGUAUACAGACAGCACAGAAGCAGCUCUGGCUCCAUUCAUACUUCCAUCGCUGGAAGGCUGAGGUGUCAGGCAGAAGCAGUGCCAUGCCCCACAUCAAGACCUACAUGAGGGCCUCUCCGGACUUCUCUCAGCUGGCCUGGUUUCUCGUUACAAGUGCCAAUUUGUCCAAGGCUGCCUGGGGUGCACUGGAGAAAAAUAACACUCAGAUGAUGGUUCGUUCCUAUGAGCUGGGAGUUCUCUACCUGCCCUCAGCCUUUGAUAUGAGCACAUUUCCAGUGGAGAAGAACAUCUUCCCUGUCUCUAGCUCCUCCACAGGUUUUCCUGUGCCUUUUGAUUUACCGCCACAGCACUACUCCAGUAAAGAUCAGCCAUGGAUCUGGAACAUCCCUUACACACAAGCACCAGACACUCAUGGGAAUAUAUGGGUUCCCGUCCUGAAAACCUUGCAAUGCUAUGCUAUGGACCAAAAGUAAGACAGGAAGAUGCUGCUGCUUCUAACUGUAUGGACUGACCUUUGUUUUCUCACAUGUGAACUAGAAGCCUAUAGGCUAGUAAAAAUGGUGCUUUGAAAAGAAUAAAAACUGUAUGAAACAUUUUUUCCUAAUCCUACAUUUAGUUUUUAGCUAUUAAAGGUGAAUUCCGUCAAUUUUUUAACGUUUCUGCAUAAUUAAACAGUAAAGCUGUAAAGUGAUUCAUAGUAGUGAGGAAUACAGGUCUAGAGUAACUUGCCGAGUCUGAAUUGUUCAAAGCAGACA